GCACCCGGCUGCGCGCAGUCCGACACCAGCCAGCCAGCCAGCCCGCCACCUCCGCCGCCUCCGCCCUCCGCCGCGGGACGCGCUCUAGUCGCCACCGGACCACAGCUGGCUCCGCCGCCUCUCUCUAUCUCUAUUUCUGUCUGUCUAUUCGACUGUCUGCGCCACCGCGAAGAUGUCUGCGUCGCCCGUCGCCCGCCAGGCCACCCAGAGCCAGGUCAUCCCGUCGCGCAAGGUGCUCCUGAGCGACCCGGCGCAGCUGCCCGCCGACUACGCGUCCACGCCCGGCGGCACCCUCUACUCCACCACGCCCGGAGGCACCCGCAUCGUGUACGAGCGCGCCUUCCUGCUGCAGCUGCGCCACUCGCCGCUGGCGCGCACGCCGCCCAAGAACAUUCCCAGCGCGCUCAUCCGCGGCGCGUCCCACGACGACUCCGCCAAGGAGAACAUCGACUAUUGGUGGAAGAGGAUGAGAACCAGGACCAGUUCCAGUUGGAGAUGUAGGCCGAGGGCAGGCCGCAUUAGCACUUCCCUGGGACAGGCCGUGGAUGGGGAUGCAACCUGCCACUGCCUCAAGUCAUUAAGACUGUUGUGUUUUUACUCUCAUUGUCCACUUGCCUCCUUUUGAGAGGUACCAGCAUUUGCUGUUGUCUUAAGAUUUACAAUUUUUGAAACUAUUUGUCUGCUGUUUCUGUGUUAGAUUGUUGAAUCAUCUUAAGCAAUACAAAAGUAGAGAAUAUGGACAAGUGAAGUGUUUCUCUGAACUACUUUUGUUUUUGAGACUGUUGUCUCAAUAAUCUUAGUCAUUCUGAAGCAGAUUGUUUCAUCGGAGUAUAGGAAUGGUUCGGACAAAAUUUGUUCUGGAUUUUGGAGGAGUCUCUUAGACAGUUGAUUUUGGAGGAUUAAGUAUUGGUGUGUCAUUGGUGCUUUUUUAAGAAAAAAGUACAAAGAAAUUGUAAGGCAGGUGUUGGCAUCUGAAAUAUGCCUUCCAGGUUGUUUUAUCUAAAACUUGGAACACUUGAAGAAAGAAUUUCUUUUUACAUUAAGUUUUUUUUAAUUGACUGCUUUGUAAUAACUAUCUAAAGAAUAAAUUUAUUCU
Molecule: messenger RNA, 1096 nt
Organism: Gryllus bimaculatus (two-spotted cricket)
Lineage: Eukaryota; Metazoa; Arthropoda; Insecta; Orthoptera; Gryllidae
Source: the annotation of a GenBank genome assembly